Camellia sinensis is the source of this 925-nucleotide messenger RNA. The record is from RefSeq and is a predicted model, not a curated record. NCBI's taxonomy places the organism in Eukaryota, Viridiplantae, Streptophyta, Magnoliopsida, Ericales, Theaceae.
GUAUGUCCCCAUAUUGAACACAACCAACACUUAGAAAAAAUAUCCCUUCCUCUUGGAGAUGAAGAUGUAUCUUCCAAUCCUCUUCGUCGUUUCGCUUCUCUUCUCCUACUCUCAUGGUUCAGUGCUAGACUUCUGUGUGGCAGACUUCUCAUUGCCCGAUGGACCUGCAGGCUACUCUUGCAAGAAACCUGCUAACGUGACGGUUAAUGAUUUUGUUUAUUCAGGUUUAGGCAUUGCUGGUAACACUAGCAGUCUUAUCAAAGCUGCGGUUACAACAGCAUUUGUAGAUCAAUUUCCUGGUUUGAAUGGGCUUGGCCUUUCCAUGGCACGUUUAGAUCUAGCCGUGGGUGGAGUUGUGCCAAUCCACACGCACCGUGGAGGUUCAGAAAUCAUUUUUGUGGUGGAAGGAACAAUUUGUGCCGGAUUCAUAUCUUCUUCGACCAACACUGCUUAUUUUAAAACUCUUCACAAAGGGGAUGUUAUGGUUUUCCCACAAGGGCUAUUGCAUUUUCAAUUCAAUACUGGAAAUAUACCGGCUCUUGCGAUUGUUAGCCUCAAUAGCGCAAACCCGGGUGUCGACUUCACUGAUGGUGCGUUGUUUGGCAACAAUUUGCCUUCUGCAGUGGUGGAGAAGGUAACUUUCCUUGAUCAUGCUCAGGUCAAGAAACUCAAGGCUGUUUUUGGUGGCACUGGUUAAGAAAGGCCUUUGAAGACUAUUUAUUUUUAUUGUUAUUUUUUAUUAUAAUGGUUUCUUUUUGCUGUACUACUUAAAGAGUCUCUCAAGUCGAGUGUCUUUUGUAUGGGUCUUUAACAUUUCCUUCUGCAGGCAAAUGCAUGUUUUUCUUAAUAAUAUUUAUCUGAAUAAUUGGCAAAGUUGUCCAUAGGUAUACUGUUCGUAAGGCCCGAGUAGUAUGCGGAUGAAUGC